Molecule: messenger RNA, 1193 nt
Organism: Epinephelus lanceolatus (giant grouper)
Lineage: Eukaryota; Metazoa; Chordata; Actinopteri; Perciformes; Serranidae
Gene: tceanc
Product: transcription elongation factor A N-terminal and central domain containing
Biological process (GO): DNA-templated transcription
Cellular component (GO): nucleus
Source: RefSeq, a predicted model, not a curated record
AUCUAGAGGUGAAGUCAGGCAACUUCAUGUUUUGAAGACAGAUCCAACAUGGCUGCUCCCUUACAGACGUUUUCAGGCAAACUGCUUGUGUGAAGUAGCUGCAAACCAUGAAGGAUUUCAGCCACCAUGGAUGCAAAAGAAAUUGUCCACUGUGCUCUGCAGAUAGAAAGAGCCCACGCAGACAGAAGCUAUGGGAACAUCAUGACCCUCCUUGGUGACCUUGAUAAGUUGCACAUCACAGCAGAGCAGCUAGAAACAACGGACAUUGUUAAAGUACUCUACAGGCUCCUGAAGAGCUGCUCUGAUACCAGCGUGAAGAAGGUGGCAAAGAGCGUGUUGUCAAAUUGGAAGAGACAGUACAGCAAAGAUAGACAAGGUGUGAGGCCUGAGCUCUGUCGCAUGGUUUCUCUAACAGACGAGGCCGGGGAUGGAGGAGUUUGCAAGCAGGGGGAUUCCCACAUUGAUUCGGCACAGACAUGUGACAGUGCUGUGGAGAAUGUGAAGUGCGCAGCACAAGAAGCAUCUUCCUCAGUGGCAAGAGAUGGCCCCCAGACUCUUUCUUUGACUGCAGAGAGCACCUCUGCAUCCUCUAGUUUCUCAUCUGUAAGAUCCAAAUGUGUCCAGCUCCUUCUCACUGCUCUCUGCCCUGAACUUCCUGAUAAAGACAAGGCUGCAGAGCUGGCCACAGACAUCGAGCAGCACAUCCACGAGCUCCACAAAUCCAGCCAGGUCAAAUACAAAGCCUGUGUGAGGAGCAAGGUGGCCAACUUGAGGAACCCUAAACACGGGCAUCUAUGUCAGGGCCUCCUGAGCGGCUCGCUGUCACCCGAGGCCUUCGCCCAGAUGUCGACGGAGGAGAUGGCCAGCGCAGAGCUCCGGCAGCUGAGGGAGGAGUACUCGUCCCGCGGCGUGAGCAAGAGGCAGCUUCCUCAAGGGAUAGAAGGGACACGGACACAGAAGAUAAGAUGCAAAAGAUGCGGGGAAUCAGACUGUAAGGUGACGCAGGUGUCCAGGGGGGCCCUUUUCUUGCCUGCCUGGGUGAGGCAGAGCGGGCCUGAUUCGGAUGCAAUGACCUUUGUGACCUGCAGCAAGUGUGGGCAGCAGUGGUACCACAGCGGCUGGGUCUGCCUCUGAAUCCAGACAGCAGAUUUUAUACAAUAUUCAUACUGGUGUAAAUAAACAAGUUGAUUGUA